AUGCAAAUACCCAGGAGACAAAUUGUUCCAUUUGCCUUACACGAGCCUGUUCGUCAAGCGUUUAAACGAGUUCAUGCCGACUACUGUGGUCCUUUUCUCGGUAAAUACUAUGCUUUAAUUAUUAUUGACGCAUAUUCACGUUGGCCUGAAGUUUUUCUAACUACGUCUCCAAGUGCCGAAUUCACUCAACAAGCAUUGAGGGAAGUGUUCAACCAUGAAGGUGUACCAACUGUUUUGGUCACUGACAACGGCACACACUUCACUGCAAAAUUCCUCGAGGAAUGGUUGAAGGGUCUUGGAUGUCGACAUUUGUUUAUUGCUCCGCGACAUCCCCAGUUAAGUCUUCACAGUGGCAUCCGUGGCCAGUUACUUGUGAAGCAUUUCAACGAGUUCAUGCCGACUACUGUGGUCCUUUUCUCGUUGAAUGGACUUGCUGAGAAUUUUGUCCGAACACUAAAGUCUGCCAUUAUUUCACUCUCUCCUACUAGUUUUGUGGAAUUGGACCGUGGGAUUGAUAAUUUUCUAACGCAAUACAGGAACGCCGUCCAUUCCGUUACUGGGAAGAGUCCCGCACUUCUAUUUAAAUCUCGUUCGUUGCGUACAAAUCUUGACUGUGCCAAAACGGCUGAUGUUACAUUCUUCAAGGGUAAUGAUUUACGACCUGCUACAGGAAUAGUACUUUCAUCAAAUGGCAAACGGAUGGUCACAAUUCUCGAUUUGGAUGAUCUCUCUUGCCACCGGAGACACAUUGACCAGAUUGAGUUCAAUAACACAGGUCAGUCUGCUAACUGCACUCCGCCUGUUUCAAAUACUAAUGAAUCCUUUGUAGAUGAUCUUAUGGUAUCCGAACAAAACGUUGUAUCUGAAGAACGCACUACCGUGAAGCGUCCGAUAUACGUCAUCAGCGUUCUGCAACGAGAUACCUAUAGUGGACUUUCACUCCAGGAAGAGGUUAAAGAUCUCGAAUCUGUCAACGCAGUCGCACCACUUGGAUUCGGAUGUCACCAGAUCUGGCACGUGAUUUGCACCUAG
Opisthorchis viverrini is the source of this 1032-nucleotide messenger RNA. RefSeq lists its product as hypothetical. The transcript has 4 exons. Gene Ontology annotation, biological process: DNA integration. The record is from RefSeq and is a predicted model, not a curated record. Gene Ontology annotation, molecular function: nucleic acid binding. Bases 1 to 1032 code for a protein of 343 amino acids. NCBI's taxonomy places the organism in Eukaryota, Metazoa, Platyhelminthes, Trematoda, Opisthorchiida, Opisthorchiidae.